AUGUCGCAAUCAAAUAUUGGCGGAGACAAUAUGGUUAAUAAAACUGAUAUGAGCAUGAAAACUCGAUCCAUAAAUCAUAUUACAUAUUCUGUAGAAACUCCUAUCGUUACUUCGGGUAUACAGACAAAGAGAAAAAAACUGAGAUCUAAGACUAAUCGAAUUUUUGACCCAUCUAAUAUUAUCGCCGAGGGAGGUUACACAGUGGAUAGUAAAGUUAAUACUGCUAAAAUUAUAACAAAAAAAGUGGGAGAGAAAAAUGACCUAUAUGUUUUAAUCGAACGUGAUCAUAAAGAAACAGAAGAAUAUGAACGUGAAUCAGAAAGAAUUUUAGUCACGAAGUGA
Acaulospora morrowiae is the source of this 342-nucleotide messenger RNA. The record is from the annotation of a GenBank genome assembly. Lineage: Eukaryota; Fungi; Glomeromycota; Glomeromycetes; Diversisporales; Acaulosporaceae.